GAAAUAUGCGACUAUUAUCUCGAAUGGAGUGCAAAUACAGUCAAUUCUGGAUAUAAUGUGGAUAAUAUGUUUUCAUUAAAGUUGGCAACACUGGGGUCGGGCUAUAGGGCUGAUUAUUGGCAACAACUGGUUACUUCCAUGGCAGUAUUAUUUGGGAUACUCUACUACCGACAGGGAUAUGACUACUCCAACGUCGAUAAUAUCAAAGGGGCUCUUAAUAUGAUAAUAAUGAGAUGUUCAAUGACACAGUCAAUGUUCGCACUCACUACAUUGAUAGGAGAAGAAGCCUUACUUUGUAGGGAACACCACAACCGUACGUACGCUCUGUUCCCAUAUAUGUUGGCGACCUUAAUUACCCAGAAAUCCUAA
Molecule: messenger RNA, 369 nt
Organism: Oppiella nova
Lineage: Eukaryota; Metazoa; Arthropoda; Arachnida; Sarcoptiformes; Oppiidae
Source: the annotation of a GenBank genome assembly